UCUCCCUGUUUUGGAAUGGUUAAUAAUGAUAGUAAUAGUAAUACAUUAGUUACUAAGGCAUAACAUAAUACUAUGAGCUCCCUUAAUUUAGAUGCAAUCUAUCAAGCUAAACGUUUAUUCAAUGAUAAUAUCUCUUUUAUAUAUCAUAGUAAUAAUUAUUCUGAUUUAAAAUUAAAUGAAUUACUGAAUAGAAAUUUGACAUUAUUUUGGAAAACUAUGCAUCAAUGUUUAGAUUUAAAUGAUCUCAUACAACAACAAUUGAUUUUAUUAAAUCAUUCUAUCGCCAUAGCAACUAUCAAUCAAACUAGUAAACUAUAUACAUCAACACAAUUACAAUCUUUAUAUACAUGGUGUAAUUUAGGUAGAUCAACAUGGUUUACAAAUGUAUUUACAUUAAUGCAUUAUAAUUCAUGGCAAGAGAAAGUAUCCAUUGAAUUACAAAAAUAUUUAUUACCUAUAUUAUUAUUCAUGAAUUGUUUAAGUCUUCUAAUAUCUAUAACAGGUAUUUAUCAUCUAUGUAAAUUAUCAAAUAAAUCUAAUCAAAAGAUCAUGAUCUUAAUGAGAUGUCAAUCUAUUAUAGAAAAUUAUCUCCCAGCAACAUGGCCAUUAUUAUUAUGGUAUUGUAUUAUUGGUUUAUUAUGGUUAUUAUUAAUAUUUGGUUUAAAUAUGAUGAUGACAUCACAAUAUUUCAAUAUACAUAUUAGUAUCCAUAGUCAUGAUAAUUAUUGUCGUAUAUUAACUUAUUUAAAAAAUAUAUUAAGAUAUAUACCAACAUGGUUAAUAAGUUUAAUGUUAUGUGAUCGAGCUAUUGGUGAAUAUCGUCAUCGAAAUCAUAUUUAUACAAUGACCAUAUUAUAUCAUCAUCAUCAUCAUCAUAAUCAUUAUGAUAAUGAUGAAUUAAUAAUCAAUCAAAAUCAAUUCAAUCAAUUAACUAAUCAAUAUUGUAAUCAAUGUACUCUUAAUCAAUCAAUCAAAAAUCAAUUAAUCAUCCCUAAAAUAAUCUAUAAUAAUAAUAAUAAUAAUAAUAAUGAUGUAACAUCAUAUGAUAUCAAUGAUCCUGAUCAAUAUCAUUCAUCAUCAAAAAGAUCUUGUUUUCAUUCAUUUCUAUUAUAUUUGAAAAAGAAAUUUUAUUUUGAUUGUAUUCUAUAUGGAUUAAAACAAACAUCUAAUAAACAAUGUCAAACAUUGAAUAGAAACAAUGACUAUGUGACAUCAUUCAAAGAAUGUAGUAAUACUACUAAUAAUCAUGAUUAUGAAAUAUUAUUAAAUGAUUUAUGUCAUUGGAAUGAAUGCGGUUUAAGUCGAAUAGGUGGUUUAGUAUUAUUCAGUAUUAUUACAUCAUUAUUAUGUUUAAUGAAUACACAUUUAUUAUGGUUAUAUAAAAUUAGUAAAAUAACAAAACGUUGUGUAUUAUCUGCUGGUGAUGCUAUAAUCUUAUCUGUUUUCUAUCCAUAUUUAUUAAAGGUUUGUCAUUCAAUAUUACCUUAUAUGUUCAUAAUCAGUUCAAUUGUAUUACUUAGUUUUAUAGCUAUACAUAAAUCACGUAUACAUCAUGUAAAUCCUUGUUCGAAUCCUGAUAACAUUCAUAGAAACUGGAAAAUAGAACAAUCAAUUAUUCCAUUAAAAUCAUCAAUUCAUCAUUCCAAUUAUCAACAAACUUUAUUUACUGAACCAACACAAUUAACAAUUUGUUUAAGUCUUAUGUAUAUUCUAUUUGAUUUAGCUGAUCUUAUUGAAUGGUUCAAUGGUAAUAUUAUAAUACCAAAUUAUAUUCAUUCAUUUAAACAACAUUUCAAUACAAAUUUCAAUGAAAAUUAUAAUAUUAAAACAAAUCAUUCAGGCUUAUUACCACUACUUACAAAUACAUUAAAUAGUAGUAUGUUAUUAACAAAAUCUAUGAAUCAACUAUGUUCUAUUCAAUUUAUAUCUGGCUUAUUAAGAAUAUGGUCUAGUCAAAGAUUCCUAUUCAUAUUACCAAUGUUAUUAUAUCAAUCAUUGAAAUAUCGACAUUUAAUCAAAUACUAUUUCACUUAUUAUUUUCAUACAUUGAAAAUCUUACAUUGGUGUAAAUUUAGUUAUAGUUCAUCAAUCUAUAUAAAACAAACAUUGAAUACAUCAGUGGAUGAUAUUAUUCAAACUGAAUUGAAUGAAAUGAAAACUACUGAUGAAGAAAUAAGUAGUGAACAUCAUCAAUAUCAACGUCAACAACAACAGCGACAACGACGACAACAACAACAACAACAGCAGACUAUAAUGAAAGCUGAAUAUCAAGAUGAGUAUCAAAGAAUUCCUAGUCUUUAUUGUUGUUCAUGUAUUAAUCAAAGUAUUCUAUCAAAAUGA
This is a messenger RNA of Schistosoma mattheei, 2340 nucleotides long. Lineage: Eukaryota; Metazoa; Platyhelminthes; Trematoda; Strigeidida; Schistosomatidae. The record is from the annotation of a GenBank genome assembly.